AUGUGGUGUGCACAACAGUGCAGUCAAAAUGUUCUAUGUCGAGUAUUUGUCUACAAUGAAAUAACAUUGAAUUGCCAAUUAUAUCAAAGUGAUUUGUCAUCUGGCAAUAUUACAUCUGUUCCAGGAUCAACAUCGCGAGUAGGUCGUAUACGAUAUCAACCUCAACUUUAUUUAGAUUAUAAUCGAACAUGUGAUCGAUGUCAAGUUAAUCGUUAUUUGACUUGUCAAAAUGCAAAGUGUCAAUGUCCUCCACCAACAACUUUUUGGAAUGGACAGUUGUGUCAAAACCAAUUGUCUUACGGUAAAACAUGUAAUUCAUCAUCUUGGUGUCGACAGGAUUGGAAUUUGACAUGUGUAUUUAGAUCAUGUCAACCCAAUACAGCAAUCUGCAAACUGGGUGCAACAGCCAUCACAUUUGAUGAUGAUAUUCUUAGUAUGAGUAGCCUAAAUGGUUUUAUUCCGUCAAGCUAUCAAAAUCUCAGCUGGACAAAUGCAAAAUAUUUAAAUGCAACCGGACUGCCCACUAGUGGUUAUCGAUAUGUUUGUGUCUCUGGUGAAUAUAUCUGUUGGUUCAAUGCUCCUAUGACAAUAGAAACAUUGAUAGCUAAUAGAACAUUUACAAUAAAUUCAUUUGUAACAGCUGCUGGAUGGUACGAUUCAGUGAGUUUAUCUAUUAUCGGAUAUUUUUCUUCAACACAAAUGUAUACAACUACACUCUCACUUAAUACAUAUACACAAAGAAUAAUCGAAUUGAAUUGGUCUGGAAUAACAAAAGUUGUAUUCAAUCCAUCUGGAUCAGGAUAUUACGAUACUGGAAUAGAUAAUUUAUGUAUUACGUUUUGA
This is a messenger RNA of Rotaria sp. Silwood2, 843 nucleotides long. The record is from the annotation of a GenBank genome assembly. NCBI's taxonomy places the organism in Eukaryota, Metazoa, Rotifera, Eurotatoria, Philodinida, Philodinidae.